Molecule: messenger RNA, 2124 nt
Organism: Hyaena hyaena (striped hyena)
Lineage: Eukaryota; Metazoa; Chordata; Mammalia; Carnivora; Hyaenidae
Gene: MEP1B
Product: meprin A subunit beta
Exons: 15
Coding region: 1-2103 (700 amino acids)
Biological process (GO): proteolysis
Cellular component (GO): membrane
Molecular function (GO): protein binding; metalloendopeptidase activity; zinc ion binding
Source: RefSeq, a predicted model, not a curated record
AUGGAUUCAUGGUAUCUGCCUUGCUUUCUGUUCUUGGCCAUUCUCCUCCUGGUUCCUGGCUUGCCAACUCCAGAAAACUUUGAUGUAGAUGGUGGAAUUGAUCAAGAUAUAUUUGAUAUUAAUGAAGAUUUGGGGCUGGAUCUAUUUGAGGGAGACAUCAGACUUGAUGGGGCACAAGAUAGAAAUUCCAUCAUUGGAGAACAAUACAGAUGGCCUCACACCAUUCCGUAUGUUCUAGAAGAUAGCUUGGAAAUGAAUGCUAAGGGAGUUAUCCUUAAUGCAUUUGAACGCUAUCGCCUAAAAACAUGCAUUGACUUCAAGCCUUGGACUGGAGAAGCUAACUAUAUAUCAGUGUUCAAGGGCAGUGGCUGCUGGUCUUCAGUGGGAAACAGGCAUGUUGGGAAGCAAGAACUCUCCAUCGGGGCGAACUGUGACAGAAUAGCGACAGUUCAACAUGAGUUCCUCCACGCACUGGGGUUCUGGCACGAGCAGUCUCGUUCCGAUCGGGAUGACUACGUCAUGAUAAUGUGGAACAGAAUUCUGUCAGGCAGAGAGCACAAUUUUAACACCUACGAUGACCAAGUAUCCGACUCCUUGAAUGUUCCUUAUGAUUACACGUCAGUAAUGCACUACAGUAAGACGGCUUUCCAAAAUGGAACGGAACCAACAAUUAUAACACGAAUCUCAGACUUCAUGGAUGUGAUCGGCCAGAGAAUGGAUUUCAGCGACUAUGAUCUCUUAAAGCUGAAUCGGCUGUAUAACUGCUCCACUUCCUUGAGCUUUAUGGACUCGUGCAAUUUUGAACUGGAAAAUGUGUGCGGUAUGAUUCAAAGUUCAGGUGAUAAUGCUGACUGGCAGCGGGUUUCCCAGGUUCCCAGGGGGCCGGAGAACGAUCACUCCAACAUGGGCCGGUGCAAAGGUUCUGGUUUCUUCAUGCAUUUCAACAGUAGCUCUGUAAGUGUGGGGGCCACGGCCAUGCUGGAAAGUAGAACAUUAUACCCUAAAAGAGGGUUUCAGUGCUUGCAGUUUUAUUUAUAUAACAGUGGAAGUGAAAAUGACCAACUGAACAUCUACAUCAGGGAGUAUUCUGCAGACAACGUGAAUGGUACUUUAACACUUGUGGAAGAAAUAAAAGAUAUACCCACCGGAAGCUGGCAACUUUACCAUGUAACACUGAAAGUGACCAACAAAUUUAGAGUGGUGUUUGGAGGGGUCAGAGGCGCUGGUGCAUCAGUGGGUGGCCUGUCUAUUGAUGACAUCAAUCUUUCAGAAACACAGUGCCCUCAUCAUAUCUGGCAUAUAAAGAAUUUCACACAGUUUAUUGGCAGCUCAAGAGAAACUAUAUAUAGCCCUCCAUUUUAUUCUUCUAAAGGUUAUGCCUUCCAGAUUCAGUUGAAUCUGAGUCAUUCGACUAAUGCAGGAAUAUAUUUCCACUUGAUCUCUGGAGCCAAUGAUGAUCAAUUACAAUGGCCAUGUCCUUGGCAACAAGCCACGAUGACACUCUUGGAUCAAAAUCCUGACAUUCGACAGCGUAUGUCCAACCAGCGGAGUAUAACUACAGACCCAUUUAUGACCACCGAUAAUGGAAACUAUUUUUGGGACAGGCCAUCCAAAGUGGGAUUAGUGGCUUAUUUCCCUAAUGGAACUGAGUUUAGAAGAGGUAUGGGCUUUGGAACCACUGCCUUUAUAACCUACAAGAGGCUGAAAAGCAGAGAUUUUAUAAAAGGAGAUGAUGUUUAUAUCCUACUGACAGUGGAAGACAUAUCACACCUUAAUUCUACACAAAUUCCACCAAUCCCAACCUCUAACAUCAAUGACCUCUGCACAAACUUCAAAUGUGAGAAUGAAGGCAUCUGCAUUGUCCAGAAUGGCAAGGCUGAGUGCAGGUGUCUGUCAGGGGAAGAUUGGUGGUUCAUGGGCGAAAGGUGUGAGAGGAGAGGCUCCACCCAGGACACCAUUGUUAUUGCUGUAUCUUCUACCGUUACCGUGUUUGCCGUGAUGCUGAUAGUCACCCUCGUCAGUGUCUAUUGUACCAGGAAGAGAUAUCGUGGGAGGACAAGUUCAAAUACGCCAGACAUGACUCUGGAAAAUCAUGCAUUUUGAAGAUUAACUCAACAAUACAGC